Molecule: messenger RNA, 3101 nt
Organism: Arvicola amphibius (Eurasian water vole)
Lineage: Eukaryota; Metazoa; Chordata; Mammalia; Rodentia; Cricetidae
Gene: Ngef
Product: neuronal guanine nucleotide exchange factor
Exons: 15
Coding region: 291-2414 (707 amino acids)
Biological process (GO): activation of GTPase activity
Molecular function (GO): guanyl-nucleotide exchange factor activity; protein binding
Source: RefSeq, a predicted model, not a curated record
AUGGAGCCAGCUACGGUUGAGGCGGGUCUGAAGGUCAGGCAUGCUUCUCAGGGAGGCUUUUCCGGGCAGUUCUCAGGGGCAGGUCCGGAGCGUAUGCAUUUCGCUGGAGAUAUACAGGAUUGCUCUGAGGUGCCUGGGCAGGAUGGUAGAUGGGAAAAGAAGAAACCCAAGAGCUAACGAGGGAACACAACACCUGGAAACUUCUUCUGGCUGGCAGCCCUGAAGACUGAUGAAGUCAGGGAGGUUACUGACCCCAGCAGCCCUGCUGAGAAACCAUUAGUCCCGUUGCCAUGGAGACCAAAGACUCUGAAGACUGGGAAAAACCUCAGAGGAAAUCAGCGAGCCGUUUGUGGGAAAGCAAUCAUGGCCCCGCUGAGAUGAGGCCUGAGUUACUUCCAGAGACCAAGGAGGCACCCGAGGCUGGUGAGCAGGCUGAAGAUGAAGAGCCCCGCUGCCUCAUCCCAAUCCAGAGGAAUUCCAUCUUCAACCGUGCCAUGAGACACAAGCGCAAGUCCAGAGGCAAAUCUGAGCAGAGCGCCAGUCACCAAGCAGAUUCGUCAGAAAGUGGGAAAUCUGUGAAUGAACGCUUGGCCUUGAAUCUGCCCCAGGGAGGAGUGUCUCCCUGGAGAACACCAACACAGAGGGUCACAGGAGCCCAGGAAGCCAGCGAGUCAUCCUCCACCCCUGGAAAUGGAACCACGCCCGAGGAGUGCCCGGCCCUCACUGACAGCCCCACCACGCUCACUGAGGCCCUGCAGAUGAUCCAUCCCAUUCCCGCCGACUCCUGGAGAAACCUUAUUGAACAAAUAGGGCUCCUGUACCAAGAGUAUAGAGACAAAUCGACCCUCCAAGAAAUCGAAACCCGGAGGCAACAGGAUGCAGAAAUACAAAGCAACUCAGAUGAGUCCCAGGCUGGGGAAGACACGCCAGAGGAGGAAGAGGAAGAGGAGGAGGAGGAACUGGCCAGUCCACCUGAGAGGAGGGCUCUGCCUCAGAUCUGCCUGCUCAGCAACCCCCAUUCCAGGUUCAACCUCUGGCAAGACCUCCCUGAGAUUCAGAGCAGUGGCAUACUGGACAUUCUCCAGCCUGAGGAGGUCAAACUGCAAGAGGCCAUGUUCGAGCUAGUCACCUCCGAGGCUUCCUACUACAAGAGCCUGAACCUGCUGGUAUCACACUUCAUGGAGAAUGAGCGGCUGAAGAAGAUCCUGCACCCGUCCGAGGCUCACAUCCUCUUCUCCAAUGUCCUGGAUGUCAUGGCUGUCAGUGAGCGGUUUUUGCUGGAGCUGGAACACCGCAUGGAGGAGAACAUCGUCAUCUCGGACGUGUGCGACAUUGUGUACCGCUACGCAGCUGACCACUUCUCAGUCUAUAUCACCUACGUCAGUAACCAGACCUACCAGGAGAGGACGUACAAGCAGCUCCUACAGGAGAAGACAGCUUUCCGGGAGCUGAUCGCACAGCUGGAGCUGGACCCCAAGUGCAAGGGCCUGCCCUUUUCCUCCUUCCUCAUCUUGCCCUUCCAGAGGAUCACAAGACUCAAGCUGCUGGUCCAGAACAUACUGAAGAGAGUAGAAGAAAGGUCUGACCGCGAAGGCACUGCCUUGGAUGCCCACAAGGAGCUAGAGAUGGUGGUAAAGGCGUGCAACGAGGGCGUCCGGAAGAUGAGCCGCACCGAACAGAUGAUUAGCAUCCAGAAGAAGAUGGAGUUUAAGAUCAAGUCAGUGCCCAUCAUCUCACACUCCCGGUGGCUGCUGAAGCAGGGCGAGCUGCAGCAGAUGUCCGGCCCCAAGACCUCCCGCACCCUGCGGACCAAGAAGCUCUUCAGAGAAAUUUACCUCUUCCUCUUCAAUGACCUGCUGGUGAUCUGCCGGCAGAUCCCUGGAGACAAGUACCAGGUAUUCGACUCAGCCCCAAGGGGCCUGCUGCGAGUAGAGGAACUGGAGGACCAGGGCCAAACAUUGGCUAAUGUGUUCAUCCUGCGACUGCUGGAAAAUGCAGAUGACCGGGAGGCCACCUACAUGUUGAAGGCAUCCUCCCAGAGCGAGAUGAAGCGCUGGAUGACCUCACUGGCCCCCAACAGGAGGACCAAGUUCGUGUCCUUCACGUCCCGGCUGCUGGACUGUCCCCAGGUCCAGUGUGUACACCCGUAUGUGGCCCAGCAACCUGAUGAGCUGACGCUGGAACUGGCGGACAUCCUGAACAUCCUGGAGAAGACGGAGGACGGGUGGAUCUUUGGCGAGCGCCUGCAUGACCAGGAGAGAGGCUGGUUUCCCAGUUCCAUGACAGAGGAGAUCCUGAACCCCAAGAUCCGCUCCCAGAACCUCAAGGAAUGUUUCCGAGUACAUAAGAUGGAAGACCCUCAGCGCAGCCAGAAUAAGGACCGCAGGAAGUUGGGCAGCCGGAAUAGGCAAUGAACCCCAGCUUUGGCACUAGCCUGAAGGAGGGGUGUGGGCAGGGGGUGCAGACCCAGCAGAGAACCCCAACAGAUACAGAGGGUCCUCGGGAGGAAAAGUCAGUGCCUUCCCAGGCAGCAGGAGUGGCUUGGGCCUGCACUGUCCCUACCUGCACUGUAGGGGGCACUAGCGUCCUGGUCACUCCCUUGCUUACACACUGGCAGUGAUGGCUAAGUACACCACCACCUCUCCAGUCUCUCCGAGCUAGAAGAGGGUAGGCAUGUUCCGGAGAGGCCCACACAGGGGUUCCCGGCCCGAGGCAGGCAGGAGGUGACUACUGUCAAGUUCCCUGAACUGCACGUGUCCUUCCCUACUUUGGAAGCCGUAAGAGUCCACCAGGCACAGCAAAGGGCCGCCCCUGCCUAAGGGAGCUUUUGAGCAGUGCUGAAGCUGCCCGCCCCUCCCUGCGCCUCUGCCAGCCUCUCUUGCACGGCCAAGCCCUGCCCUCAGCAGGCCUCCCAGAGCUUGGCUGAGGGUUCAUGUCUCUGGCUCCUUGAAGGGCUAGAUGUCGCUUGUGUCUCCUGGCCCCUGAAGGAGCCCAGGUGUUUUUUUGCAGAAUGAAUUGGUCACUGCAUCCUUUAUGGUCAUGGUUUUGAGAAAAGCAAAUAUCAUUUUUUUGGCUGCAUUAAAAGAAGCAUCCUGUAUAAA